AAGGAAAGUUUGACCAUAGCACUCAUGAGUCAUGACAUUUUAACAUUUUGAAAAGUCAAGCCUAGGUUGGUUCCAUCCAGCCUCCAGGAUCAAGAUAAAGUUAUCCAAGGAACUUGCAGAGAAAUUUGAACACCAAGAAUUUUGUUUCUCCAUAACUCUAGUCAUCUCAUCUCUUAACCACCCUUCUUUAAUUUUGUAUUAUUAUCUUCAUCCCAAUUACUUGUAUUCAUUUUUCAUAUUUUCUCCUGCAAAUCACCUUGUCUGCCCUUAAAAUCCCAUGUUUUUUAGUCAAAUUCAAGGGCAAUUAAUAUGUCUUGACAAAUUCUUACCCUAAUUCUUUAGAUUUUUUUUAAUAUCUUAUUCUUCAAUCCAAACAGUAAAGCUAUCUGUCCACCUAUUUUUUAUUAUUUGUUUAUAAACCCACUUGACUUUACUACUUUUGUCAGCUUCUGGGUUUGAUUGUUCAACUUCAAGCAAAUUUUCUUGAGUCCUAGUUGUUCUGCUCAUAAUUUUUCUAUCUGGGUUUUUAAUAAUUUGUUGUCGAUAGGUAUUAAAUUUGUUUUUUAAUAUUAAGAUCUCAACUUCGGUAGUGGACUAUUUGCUAUUCUUGAUUCUUGUUCAUAUACUAUUUUUCUACCUUCUUUCUUUCCCUAGUUUUGAUUCUUACCUUAUCUGUUUGUUUACUAAUCAUCAAAAAAUUUUGUUCUUGAUAGUAUUGGAUGAUCAGAUUAAUACCCACAAUCCAAUUUCCAGUAAGCAGAUUCAAAGGUACUUUACAAGUCUUCGAUUGAUUCUUGUAAUUUUUUUGAUUAAAAUGUCUUCCUAUUGACCUUUAUCUGUUACAAAACUAUUGGGUAUUGUUUGAUUCUCAUUUUUUUUUCUAAUACCCAUAAGUUUAUUUUCAAGAAUCAAAAGUCAAAUUCCUUUUUCCCCACUUUUUCCCUGAAAAGUUAAACUUUAGGGUUCCUUUUUUCAUAAUAAUAUGAUAGGUAUGGAGGAUACAAAUGUUGGUAUGAUUUCUUCAAAUCAUCUUAGACAAAAAAGCUUGAUAGCAGCCCAUAAUCUUUUGAGGGAAUUGGAGGCUAAUGAUAGUUUACCUGAUGAUAUGAGGAGGAUUUUAGCAGAUCUUGACUCAAAAUUGUCUGAAUUAACCCUAGAGAGCAAUACUAGUGAAUCUGUUCAAAUCUUGAGAGAUAGACAAUUGAGUGAUGCAAAAGAGAAGCUGAAAUCUGCCCAUAAGAAGAUCAUGGGUUGGGAAUCGAAAACUGAUACUAUUUGGGAAUCUGGCCCGGAAGUGGCUUGGGAGUACAUUGAAUCUGUCAAGGAAAUUGUGUGUUUGUUGGGAUUAUUUAGAAGUUUGUGUGUAGAGGAAGAUGUUACUGAUGUCACUGCCCAAGCCGAGGAUAUCCUGCAAGUCGCUAUGGCGCGAUUAGAGGAGGAAUUGGCACAUAUUCUUGCACAUAGAAGGCAAGCCUGUGUUUCGAGUGAGGUUGAGGAUGAUGGGGUAGAUGGGGCUGUUUCGUCUUCACAAGGCGAUACUAUUUUGGAUUUGAUUGACCCAGAAUCGAUCCCAUUUCUGAAGUCGAUCAGAAAAGUUAUGUUCGAUGGAAAGUAUGAUCAGGAGUUUUGUGAGAUGUAUGUAAAGACUCAAAAGGAUGCAUUGGAAGAGUGCUUGAUUGGGCUUGGAAUGGAGACGGUUAGCAUCGACGAGUUGAUCAAGAUGCCGUGGGAGAUUAUGGCUUCCAAGAUCAAGAUUUGGACCCAAGUUCUAAGAACUACUGUCCAAGUCUACUUUUCGGCUGAGAAACAGCUUUGCGAUGAGAUUUUCGGGGAAUCUGAGCCUCAUGCAUCACUGUGCUUGAUCAACAUUACCAAGUCUUCUGUGACUUGUCUCUUUAACUUCGGCCAUGCUAUUGCUCUUGGGCCCCACACACCCGAGAAGCUCUUUUAUCUUCUCGAUAUGUACGAGGUUUUAGCAGAAGUUAAGGAGAAAAUCAGUUCCCUAUUCGCGGUAGAGGGAGGCUCAUUCGUGAUGAACGAGUUUAAAGAGGUCAUGGAAAGACUAGGCGAGUCUGCUCGAGUGACAUUUUUAGGAUUUGGGAAUGUGAUUCUGUCCGAUCCUUCAACUGAUCCUUUCCCGGGUGGAGGCGUGCAUCCGCUCUCUAGCUAUGUCAUGAAUUACAUCACGGUCUACUUACCCGACUACUGCAAAACUCUCAACACUCUCCUACAGGGAAAGGAGAACACGAGCUCAGACCCGGUCUUACCCGAGAAAAGUUUGUUAGCCAUUCAUCUUCGGUCGAUUGCAGCCCAAUUGAAGUCGAACCUCGAGAAGAAGUCUCAGUUGUACAAGGAUGCAGCCUUGCAGCAUGUAUUUCUCAUGAACAAUGCACAUUACAUCCAGCAAAAAGUGAUAGGUUCCGAGCUGCAGAAGAUAUUCGGGGAUGAAUGGAUCAGAACACAGAUAGUGAACUAUCAACAGCACGCUACGAGCUACGUUAGGAGUACUUGGAGCAAUGUCGUGGCGUCCCUUAGGGAUGACGGAAUACCACCAGGAUCGGGUUCAGGGGUUAAGGUGAUCCUCAAAGAAAAGAUUCGGGUUUUCAGUGUUGCGUUUGAGGAGGUGUAUAGGAGCCAAACCGGGUGGUUUAUACGAGACGAACAGCUCAAGGAAGAGUUACGGAUUUCGAUCUCUCAAAAGGUGAUUUUGGCCUAUCAGAGUUUCAUAGGAAGAUAUAGCAAGUACGACAUUGAGAAGUAUGUCAAGUAUGAUUCCGAUGACUUGGAAAAUCUACUUCGAGAUUUCUUCGAAGGAUCUCAGAAAUCGUUGAAUUACCGCAGAAGAUGAAUUCAGUGAAAACGAAUGAAAUUCAAUGGAGUUGUAGACAUCGUUUUUUGUUUUGUUAAUUUGGUUGUAGAUUCGCUCGGUUUCGUUGCAUUAAUGUGUGAGAUGAUUGCUAUUGUAUGUCCUCUGAUCAUGUAUUGGCACAUAACAUAGUGCUAUUUGUAAUUUUUGAUGCAUAGAUGUUGAAUGGAAAGCUGCAUUCUGUCA
Messenger RNA from Amaranthus tricolor (Joseph's coat), 3052 nucleotides. RefSeq names its product exocyst complex component EXO70E2-like. Gene Ontology annotation, biological process: exocytosis. Gene Ontology annotation, molecular function: phosphatidylinositol-4,5-bisphosphate binding. The coding region runs from base 983 to 2848 and encodes 621 amino acids. Gene Ontology annotation, cellular component: exocyst. NCBI's taxonomy places the organism in Eukaryota, Viridiplantae, Streptophyta, Magnoliopsida, Caryophyllales, Amaranthaceae. The record is from RefSeq and is a predicted model, not a curated record. The transcript has a single exon.